GCGCGCAUGCGCAGCCAGGCGUCGCGUCUUCCUGCUUCGUGACUAAGCGGCGCGCUCGAGAGGAAGAUGGAGGCUCCGUCGCCGAUGGAGGGGCUGCCGCCGUUGUUGCCGCCGCCGUUUUGGGCCGGGGGUCCCUCGCCGGGGGAGCUCUACUCCCCGCCCUGCCCGGGCAGCGGAUACGGGCUGCCGGCCGGAGGAGUCACCCGGACCCUGAGCCCCAUGGUAACCGGCACCUCCAUCCUGGGGCUGAAGUUUGACGGCGGCGUCAUCAUCGCGGCGGACAUGCUGGGCUCCUACGGCUCGCUGGCUCGCUUCCGCAACAUCUCCCGUGUCAUGAAGGUGAACGACAGCACCGUGCUGGGGGCCUCGGGCGACUACGCCGACUUCCAGUACCUCAAGCAAGUGGUGGAGCAGAUGGUGAUUGACGAGGAGCUCCUGGGCGACGGGCACAGUUACAGCCCCAAAGCCAUCCACUCCUGGCUCACCCGCGCCAUGUACAACCGCCGCUCGAAGAUGAACCCCCUCUGGAACACGGUGGUGAUUGGCGGCUACGCCAACGGAGAAAGUUUCCUAGGUUACGUGGACAUGCUUGGGGUGGCCUACGAAGCUCCUUCGCUCGCCACCGGAUACGGCUCCUACGUGGCGCAGCCCCUGAUGCGCAACGCCCUGGAAACGCAGCCUGUGCUCUCCCGGCAAGAGGCCCGCACCCUCAUAGAGCGCUGCAUGAAAAUCCUCUACUACAGAGACGCCCGCUCGUUCAACAAGUAUGAGAUUACGACAGUAACGGAGAAAGGCGUGGAAGUGGAAGGGCCGCUCUCCUUGGAGACCAGCUGGGACAUUGCCCAUCUUGUCAGCGGCUUUGAAUGAAACUGGAGAACCUGCUCACGUCACGUCUUUCAGGAUGUCCUAAUCCAAAGUCGUGUCUAGUUCUGUUUUGUGUCCUAGUGGUGGUAGGAAAUCUUUAAAACUUUUUGUAAACUCAAUAAACGAAGUUGAGACUCUU
Pogona vitticeps (central bearded dragon) is the source of this 1003-nucleotide messenger RNA. RefSeq names its product proteasome 20S subunit beta 4 (gene PSMB4). Gene Ontology annotation, cellular component: cytoplasm; proteasome core complex. NCBI's taxonomy places the organism in Eukaryota, Metazoa, Chordata, Lepidosauria, Squamata, Agamidae. The record is from RefSeq and is a predicted model, not a curated record.